This is a messenger RNA of Oncorhynchus tshawytscha (Chinook salmon), 6445 nucleotides long. Its product is annotated as kremen protein 1. Lineage: Eukaryota; Metazoa; Chordata; Actinopteri; Salmoniformes; Salmonidae. Gene Ontology annotation, biological process: negative regulation of inflammatory response; multicellular organism development. The record is from RefSeq and is a predicted model, not a curated record. The coding region runs from base 437 to 1753 and encodes 438 amino acids. The transcript is spliced from 11 exons. Gene Ontology annotation, cellular component: plasma membrane.
CUGCAGGUUGAAUCCAUUGCCCCGAUUUCCUGUCACAUGAUUGGAAAUAGGAUCCCUUGUUGCUCUGUGUGUGUGUGUGUGGUUAGACCUGCCUGCCUUGGAGUUCACUUCAGACUUCUAUCGCGACUUGGAACGACACCUCCACACAAAACGAUUCGCCGCAUCAGUCCGCAUCAGGCAGCGUUCAGAGCAACAGUUCACCUGCGUCCGAAGUUCCCGAACACUUUCCAGUCUCAGCACUCCUCGCACAGAACACGACCAUAACCUACCGAAGACAAGUCCCACUCUCGUUCUCUCCCUCGCUCUCUCUCUUUCUCUCUCUCUCUCAAUACUUGAGCGAUGGAUUCAUUUUUGACAAUCACGGCUGCCCUUCUACUAGUUGGUUCUUUAUCUUCGACUGCUUCGAGACAAUUCGACACUGAAUGUUACACAGCCAAUGGAGAGGACUACAGAGGCUGCCAGAACCAGACAAGCCUCCUGGGUGGUAAGCCCUGCCUCUUCUGGAACGAAACCUUCCAGCACCCCUACAACACCCUCAAGUACCCCAACGGAGAGGGUGGUCUUGGCAGCCACAACUACUGCAGGAACCCUGAUGGUGAUGUCCAGCCGUGGUGUUACAUCGCUGACCAUGAAGACGGAAUCUACUGGAGAUACUGCGACAUACCCACCUGUCAGAGUAAGAGAAUUGCCUGGUAACCUGGGCUGUUUUAAGGACAGUGGUGACCCUCCCACCCUGACAGGGAGCAGUCAGACCUCUAACAAACUCACCGUCCAGAACUGCAUCAGCUUCUGCCGUAAACAGAGAUACAUGCUUGCCGGGAUGGAGUCGGGUUAUGCCUGUUUCUGUGGCAACGACCUGGACCUGCGUCGCCAUGGCCAGGCGCCCAGCAUGGAAUGCAACCACGUGUGUUUCGGUGACCACACCCAGCCUUGUGGGGGAGAUGGAUGGGUCAUCGUCUUCGACACUCGAGUGGGGGCAUGCGGGGGUAACUACUCUGCGCCCUCUGGGGUGGUCUACUCCCCUGACUUCCCUGAUAAGUACAGGGCCGGAAGGGUUUGCUACUGGACUGUCCAGGUCCCUGGAGCCUCCGUGAUCCUGUUUAACUUCACCUUCUUUGACAUCUCAGACCAGACAGACAUGGUUGAACUGCUGGACGGCUACACCAACCAGGUGGUGGCGAGGUUUGACGGUCGUACCCCUCCCCGGGAGCUGGUCAAUGUCACUGGAGACUAUGUUAUCCUCUACUUCUACUCAGACCGAACCAAUCAGGCACAGGGCUUCGCUGUCACGUAUCAAGCUCUGAGAGGGUCCAGGCCUAUGGAUGAAGAAGAGGAGGAGGAGGAAGAGGACACCAGUACGGUGGAGCCUCAGUUGGGAGGAGCAACGGAGAAAACUAAUGGUCGCUCCUCACAAAUCCUCUACGUGAUAACAUCCAGUCCUGGUAAACCGGAGCACAACAUGCCAGGUCAGUGGGUCGGACCCAACGGUACCAACGGAUACACCUCUAAGUGGACCAUCUACACUCUGGCUGCUCUCCUGACUCUGACAGUCAUUGUCAUGGUGACCAAACUACUGCUUCAUGUCACAGUCAAAUCUCCCAACAUCCCGACCAUCAGUGGUUCAGAGAGCUGCAGCGGUCAGAGUUCUGGGUCUGAGCCCUGGAUCAUCCUCUACCAGCCCUCCACCAUCUCUCUUUUCAAGAAAAAGCUAAAGAACCACCACGGAGACCUCAGCCCUCUGGUGGGCAACUAGGGAACUGCAGUCUGGUAUACUACCGCCAUCACUACUGAACCCUGUACCAGGGCCUACCGUACCAGAGCUAGCAACAGAGCUGGCCGCCCCAAAUCAAUGAGACUCCAUGGGGCACUGAGCUACAAAGCUAACAUGCUAACUAAUGACUGAUUCAGUGACUCACUGAGAGACUACUACCAAAAUGGCCCAGACAGGGCUGUCUGUGUCUGCUGUGUACAAGGCAGGAGAGGAGAGUAGAUGUACAAACAGCUCAAGGUGGACAUUUUACUGCAGGGCACUCAUAUUCUUGGGGUUCUACUUCCAUUGUCUCUCCAUGGAUGUCUGAUAGAUUAUUGAAGUCCUCCUCUAAAGACAGGGGUUGGCUGGGGCCAAAUCAGAUUCCAGUUUCCACAGGACUCCUCCAGAAUGCAGGUCUUCCAUUGUAACUGUUUCCAAGUGGGGCACAAAAUGACAGACUACGCAUCUCUCCUCAUUUAAUAAUCUGCGAACAACAAAGGGAGCCAUGCAUAUUCCCUGUCAGUGACUGUGACUGGUGUCUCACAUAGAAAAAGGGGGUUGAAUCCUGAUCGUUAUCAAGGGACGAGGACAUCAACCCCGUCAUAUUACGGUACAUGUAACUCUGACUCAGUUAUGUAAGUACAAUUAAUACCACUAUGGACAAUCGGCAGUUAUUCAAACACCACAGCCAGCUAAGCCUGAAAGGGACCCCCUUUCCUCUCGGACAGCAAUGAGUUACCUGUAAUUAUGGUGUGUUAUGUAGGCCAGAGUUUGGUAUAGAGAGAGAGAAGAGAGGUGAUUUACCUGCUCUAUCUGGAGCAAGGAGAAUAGAUAGCAUGAGUAAGUCCUGAAGAAAGAACGCAUCUAAAAAAAGACAUAAAUACAGAGAGAAAAACAACACUUGCUCGCUUCCUCACUCUCUCUCUCUAUGCCACACUGCCUCUGGAGGGAACCAUGUCAGAAGUCUCUCCAAUGACGGGGUGGAUGGAGGGGGAGAGGGAAGUAAGUAAGGAAACAAAAGGAGAAGAAAGGUAGAAGAGGGUCGGGUGUAAUUUAACAACUGCCGUUUUAAGGUCCCGAACAGUCAUACGGAUUCCCAUGUAAAAUAGCCUUUUGAGUGAUUAAAUAUUAAUAUCACCCAUAAUAUUUGUGGGGGAUCGAAACGCUUGCGGAUGGCUAACUACGAGGAAGUUUGAAACGCUUGCGGAUGGCUAACUACGAGGAAGUUUGAAACGCUUGCGGAUGGCUAACUACGAGGAAGUUUGAAACGUCUAACGCCUAAACGCAGCUUGAAUACAGUGAGCAGUGUUGCAGUAAAAUCAUCUCAAGAUAAUUUGGUGAAACACACAACAACAUUGACGUUGCAUCAGUUAUGUAAAUGUUUUGUACAUCUCCCAUAUCUCUUGUGAUUCGAUCCACAGCAGAACUGACGGAUGUGUUGACAUGACAACUACAUCAGAGUUUUGAGCGUUCCAUGCUGGCUGAAAACCUACCUAGCCAGUAACUAGCUAACACCAGACACAGAUGACAUAGUUAUAGUUAUCAUAACAUAGUUAUCUUUUCCAUAGAUGAAUAGGGUAGACUUUUAAUUAUAUUUGCUGACACCCUACAGUCAAAGUUUGGCACCAGUAGAGUAGCUAUCUAGCUAUAUAAACAACGCCCCUCCAAACACACUUUCUCCGAUGUUGGUUACAAGGUGGUACUUAUUUAAAUUAGGUAAGGGAACGCUAUGUUACCAUUGGUGUAUUAAAAUGACUGAGUUAGGGUGAUGUCAACCUUUCCCCUUCAUAACCUCACCUCCUUAAUCCAAGUGUUUGACCAGUAACCUUAUGAUCAAACUUAAUCAAUGUAGAAGUCAUUUUUCAUACUUUGGUCAUCAUACUUAGAUCUGGUUUCAUCCACUUUUCAUCCAAUUUUAUGAAAAGCAUGAUUUUGACCUUUUAAAAUAGUUUUUGAAAUGCUCAUAGGUUCUCUCUCUCUUGUCCACUCAGCUGUUGGUUCUGAUCUGGUUUGACUGGCUAUGUCCCAAAUAGCCGAUAGGGUUCUGGUCAGACGUAGUGUAUUAUAUAGGGAGUAGGGUGACAUUAGGAACACACACUGUGUUUAAGCCUUAAGUAUCUUCUGCAAGCCUGCUACUGUAGGCUUUUCUCACUCCCUCUCCUCUCCUCUCCUCUCCACCCCUCUCCUCCUCUCCUCCUCACCCCUCUCCUCUCCUCUCCUCUCCACCCCUCUCCUCUCCACCCCUCUCCACUCCACUCCCCCUCUCCCCCUGCUCCCUGUGUUUCUGAGUCUAUUAGUUGGGAUCCUUGUCCACCCUAUAACAGACUACGUCACCCUAUAACAGACUGUCACUCUAUACCAGACUAUGUCACUGUAUAACAGACUAUGUCAAUGAGAAUUAUAGUAGAAUGGGUGAGACUUUGAAAAUAAACAUUUGCUUAAUUUUCCCCCCACUUUUAUUUUCUAUGUGGUCUUGUGUCCUCUUGGACAUUACUGAACAUAUUGUUCUCCUUACGUUGCCACUUGAUUACAAGGAGGGGGUAAAUCCUGUUGUAUGUUGUGUAAUUCAAUGUGACAUAUGUCCUGCUAUUUCAAAGAGAUGGUGAAAUCCAUCAGUCGUUUGUGUACUUACUCAUGAACUGCAACUUAGCUGGAGGGGCCCCCCAGCCCCCCCCCAUAUUCAGCAGCUUCAGAUCCCUACAUUCAGAGGGCUCAGCAGACCCAAACAACCUCACUCAACUCUCAGCUAAAUCACAAAUAAUAUGGGGUGGAUGGAUAAAAGCACUCAUCGAUAGUCCACUGUGUUAGCAGACAGCAGGUUAAUGUCACUGUUUCAGUGUCCACUGUGUUAGCAGACAGCAGGUUAAUGUCACUGUUUCAGAUAGGUUAAACCAUACCAAUAUGAGAUAUAUGUUUAUAUAUCAGGUUUUACAUGUAUAAUAAUGUUAGGAUUCUAUUUCUAUUGGUCAAGCACUUUUCAGGUUGUCUUUCCCACCAAUCAGAAACACAGUCAGAGCUGAUUAAUCUGGUUCAAAACGUUCAUGCACUUGUAGCUGUAAAAAGAUGUUCAUCAAAGUUUUUUUUAUUUUAUAAUUGCUUUUAGAUGCUUUGCUAGUUGUACAAUGAUAGAUAAAUAGUAUUUCAUCCAGUUUGGCUCUUAUCUCUUCUGGAAACCAAAACCAUUUGAAAUGUUACAGAAAUCAAAUCAAAUGUUAUUUGUCACAGACACAUGGUUAGCAGAUGUUAAUGCGAGUGUAGAGAAAUGCUUGUGCUUUUAGUUCCGACAGUGCAGUAAUAUCUAAGAAAUAAUCUAACAAUUCCCCAACAACUACCUAAUAUACGGUUUUGUUAUUCUGGAAACCAAAACCAUUUGGUUCUGCACUUUUGGAAAUCAAAACCAUUUGAAACUUUACACAGUUCUGUUGUUCUGGAAACCAAAAGACAAACAUUACAUUUAGAGCACCUGCUGUAGCAAAAGGGUUACAGUUUAUAUGCAAAAUUGUAAUGGCUGUGUCCCAACGGCACCCUAUAGCGCAUUACUGGGCCCUAGUCAAAAGUAGGGCACUAUAUAGGGAACAGGGUGUCGUUUGGGAUGGAGUCAUUGACACAUUGGAAUGAGGGAUAAGAUUUACAGUAGCCUAGGUGUGCCUGUCAGUUAAUAAGGGGGCCUCACAAUGUAGGGAACGUUCGUCAUUUUUCCCUCUGAUGUUUGUCUGCUGGGUGACCUCAUGUUUUACUUUGGAAGUCUGCUCAUCAGUAACUCAUGUUAAUUAUAGCAAGACAAGAAAGAGCACGUGCCCCUGGGUCUGUGCUGUUCAGAGCAGUUCAUGCUGAGAGGUAGAAAGAGAGCGGAAGAGUGGGUAAGGGAGACUGAGGGUGUGUUUGCGUGUGUGUGUGUGUGUGUGUGUGUGUGUGAGAGAGAGAGAGUGUGUGUGCAUGAAAGAGAGUGUAUGAGAGAGAAAGGGAGAGCUUGUGUGUAUGAAGGACAUCAGAGAGAGGAGUCCUUGUUAAACAUAGAAAAUAAUCUAAUCUGACAGUUUAAAUCUAGGAAGGCCAUAUCUGUUUGGAUAGCCUGGUGAAAAAUACCAACUCCAUUCUCUCCCAUGUCCUCCAGUCAACUGGACAAUUCUACAGUACCUUAUAAUAAUAAGGGAAGCUGUCUCUUCUUUUUAGCUGUUGUUCAUCCGAAUGUUACACGGUACUAGGGUUGCAAAAUUCCCAUGUUUUCCACGAAUCCUGGUUGGAAGAUACCUUGAAUCAGGGGGUUAUAAGGAGGAAAUCCGGAACCUUCCAACCAUGAUCCGGAACCCUCCAACCAUGAUCCGGAACCCUCCAACCAUGAUCCGGAACCCUCCAACCAUGAUCCGGAACCCUCCAACCAUGAUCCGGAACCCUCCAACCAUGAUUUGUGGAAAACCUUGGGAUUUAGGAAAGUUCCCAGAAUUCUUAAACCCUACAUGGUACUCUGUUCAUGAGACGAGCAGUCCUAUGUGAUAGGGGGCAAACAUUGGUUUUGACGGGGAAUACUAAACAUUGUUUUCAUGAAAAUUGUAAAUGAAAUAGUGAAAUUUUAAUUUAUACAGUAAAUUAUUGUUAUUUUGUAUGUGAAUGGAAUCUAGUAUUUUGUAUAAGUGAAGUACCUUUGUAGUCUUAUUUAAUGUGUUUGCUAAAUAAAUACUGCAUGCAUGUUUCUUA